Budorcas taxicolor (takin) is the source of this 607-nucleotide messenger RNA. RefSeq names its product ribosomal protein L11 (gene RPL11). The record is from RefSeq and is a predicted model, not a curated record. Bases 26 to 562 code for a protein of 178 amino acids. Gene Ontology annotation, cellular component: ribosome; cytosolic large ribosomal subunit. NCBI's taxonomy places the organism in Eukaryota, Metazoa, Chordata, Mammalia, Artiodactyla, Bovidae. Gene Ontology annotation, biological process: translation. Gene Ontology annotation, molecular function: RNA binding; structural constituent of ribosome. The transcript is spliced from 6 exons.
UUGCCCUCUCUUCCUGUUUCCCGUCAUGGCGCAGGAUCAAGGUGAGAAGGAGAACCCCAUGCGGGAACUGCGCAUCCGCAAGCUCUGCCUCAACAUCUGCGUCGGGGAGAGCGGAGACAGGCUGACCCGGGCAGCCAAGGUGCUGGAGCAGCUCACCGGCCAGACCCCGGUGUUCUCCAAAGCUAGAUACACUGUCAGAUCCUUCGGCAUCAGGAGGAAUGAAAAGAUUGCCGUCCACUGCACCGUCCGUGGGGCCAAGGCAGAAGAAAUCCUGGAGAAAGGUCUAAAGGUGCGAGAGUACGAGUUAAGAAAAAAUAACUUCUCAGAUACUGGAAACUUUGGCUUUGGGAUCCAAGAACACAUCGAUCUGGGGAUCAAGUACGACCCGAGCAUCGGAAUCUACGGCCUGGACUUCUAUGUGGUGCUGGGUAGGCCAGGUUUCAGCAUCGCAGACAAGAAGCGCAGGACAGGCUGCAUUGGGGCCAAACACAGAAUCAGCAAAGAGGAGGCCAUGCGCUGGUUCCAGCAGAAGUAUGAUGGGAUCAUCCUUCCUGGCAAAUAAAUUCCCGUUUCUAUCCAAAAGGCCAAUAAAACAUUUUCAAUGAAA